Colletotrichum aenigma is the source of this 549-nucleotide messenger RNA. RefSeq names its product Peptidyl-prolyl cis-trans isomerase H (gene CYP3). NCBI's taxonomy places the organism in Eukaryota, Fungi, Ascomycota, Sordariomycetes, Glomerellales, Glomerellaceae. Gene Ontology annotation, cellular component: intracellular membrane-bounded organelle. The coding region runs from base 1 to 549 and encodes 182 amino acids. The record is from RefSeq and is a predicted model, not a curated record. Gene Ontology annotation, biological process: protein folding; protein peptidyl-prolyl isomerization. The transcript has 5 exons. Gene Ontology annotation, molecular function: peptidyl-prolyl cis-trans isomerase activity.
AUGCCUCCCACAAAGCUCCCGGAAUCCGGCAACCCGCUGGUGUUUUUUGAUAUUACGCUUGGCGGUGAGCCUCUGGGCCGCAUCACGUUCGAGCUCUUCAACGAUGUUGUGCCAAAGACGGCUGAGAACUUCCGCCAGUUCUGCACCGGCGAGUCCAAGAACGCCCAGGGCCGGCCGCAGGGCUACAAGGGCUCCAAGUUCCACCGUAUAAUCCAGGGAUUCAUGUGCCAGGGCGGCGAUUUCCUGAACGGCGACGGGACGGGGAGCACAUGCAUCUACGGCACGACCAAGUUCGCCGACGAGAACUUCAACCUGAAGCACGACCAACCCGGUCUGCUUUCCAUGGCGAACGCCGGCCCCAACACCAACGGCUCCCAGUUCUUCAUCACCACGGUCCCGACGCCCUUCCUCGACAACAAGCAUGUCGUCUUCGGCAAGGUCGUCGACGGCAUGGAUGUCGUAAAGAUGAUGGAAGCCACCAAGACGGGCUAUCGCGGCAAGGACCAGCCCAACCAGGAUGUGGUCAUCACCCAGUGCGGCGAGAUGUAA